AUGUCAAAAUUUCUUCACCCGCUCAACAACGAGGAGAUCAUAGAUGUGGAAGACGACGAACAAGAGAGCAGAGACUCGACCACGGCCUCGACAGAUUUCGCAGGUGUUGCCUCCCGUGUCGCCUUCGAGUUGAAAGAAGUCAAGUUCUUUGUCCAAAACGGUGGUGAUAUCUCCAAGUAUAGAAUGAUGAACGGACGGAGUUGUGCCGUUGCGUAG
Messenger RNA from Penicillium cinerascens, 216 nucleotides. RefSeq lists its product as uncharacterized. The coding region runs from base 1 to 216 and encodes 71 amino acids. The transcript has a single exon. Lineage: Eukaryota; Fungi; Ascomycota; Eurotiomycetes; Eurotiales; Aspergillaceae. The record is from RefSeq and is a predicted model, not a curated record.